This is a messenger RNA of Chanos chanos (milkfish), 2170 nucleotides long. It is a transcript of the gene hdx, whose product is annotated as highly divergent homeobox. Lineage: Eukaryota; Metazoa; Chordata; Actinopteri; Gonorynchiformes; Chanidae. The transcript is spliced from 10 exons. Gene Ontology annotation, molecular function: DNA-binding transcription factor activity, RNA polymerase II-specific; RNA polymerase II cis-regulatory region sequence-specific DNA binding. The record is from RefSeq and is a predicted model, not a curated record. Bases 25 to 2157 code for a protein of 710 amino acids. Gene Ontology annotation, biological process: regulation of transcription by RNA polymerase II.
UCCGAACGCACCUGCGCCGUCACCAUGGAAACAUGGCAGGAGAAACGGAGUAUGCAAACAAUGAACCUGCGCUCAGUGUUUACUGCGGAGCAGCAGAGAAUUCUGGAACGCUAUUAUGAGAAUGGGAUGACCAAUCAGAGCAAGAGCUGUUUCCAGCUCAUCCUGCAGUGCGCUCAAGAGACCAAACUCGACUUUAGUGUCGUCAGGACAUGGGUAGGAAACAAACGGCGAAAACUGGCAUCCAAAGCGAAUCAGAACGGCUCUGCUGGUCAAGGUUAUUCCAGCCACGUGCUGGCAGGGGCUGCCGGCGCCCUGGUGGCAGGGCCGGUGCUGCCAGCCGACAUGGCCGCCGUCAGAGGCCUCCACCGAGGUCCGACGGUGUCCCACCUUCAUCCUCCGACCUCCUGCCCAUCGUCCUCCUCCUCACCCUCCUCGUCCUCCCCCGUCAGCAGUGAAAAUGGAAACAACAGUAAUAAUGACGUCAUAGUGACGGGGAUCUACUCUCCGGCGCGUAACGCCGGUCGCCUGGAGCCUGCCACUCACGGCAGGACUGGAAUGAAAGCCCUGGCUCUGCAUGGCGAGACAGAGCUGCCCAUUCACGCCCGUGUGGCUUUAAACACAGAGACUUCCACCCUCCACUCCAACGCAACAAGCACACAACGCAAAACCCCACAGCUCAAUACCUCCAGUUCUGCGAUCCACGGUCAAGUGAGGAAGACGUUCUCCCAGCGAGAAGCAGUGGGUCUCCCCCUCAGCUGGGCAAAGCAGUACGGCAUGUCACAGCACCAGUCGUGGUCUUCUCUUCCAACAUCACCCCAGUCGCAGCGGAGUCCGCCGCCGGGCGCCACAGAGCCCGGUGUGAGGAUCCAGCAGGUGUUCACUCUCGCUGGGCUGGGCGACGGCCCUCAAAGACCCUUAGCGGGGACGAGUCAAGAGAAGAUCCUGAGAAAGAUCUGCACCCCUGACUUGUCUGAGAGCUUUUCAAUCGCCAUGGAAACAUGUGAUGCUGAUGAUGAAUACUCAAGGGAAGAGGAACUGGCCAAUAUGGGCGCACAGAUUCAAACCACUAAAACCAGCAGCAGCAGCAGUAAUUCAGUGGAUGGGUGUGGGAGUCUAGGGUCCGGCGUGCCCGUGUGGUUUAACAGCCGGGGUUCAACGUCCGCCGCCGGGCGGGGUCAGACGUCUACUGCUGUCAGUCUCUCGAACUCGGAUCUGUUUGGAGAAAAAGGCUGCCAAACCAACCACUCUUUUCUUGUGUCCACGUCGUCUCACGGCAGCACCCCCUUCAGAUUCUUCACACAGACCUCCCCCACCAGGAUGACCAACCUCAAGGUCACAGAUGCCAACUCGCCCCCUUGGCUGACCAGUAACUCACGCAAAAGAACACUCCAGGACAGGACUCAGUUCAGUGACCGGGACCUGCUCACUCUGAAGAGGUACUGGGAUAACGGGAUGACCAGCCUGGGCUCUGUCUGCAGGGAGAAGAUCGCAGCCGCAGCCACAGAACUCAGUGUGGACAGUGAAAUCAUCAAGACCUGGAUUGGUAACCGGAGGCGAAAAUAUCGUUUGAUGGGGAUCGAACUUCCGCCCCCAAAAGGAGGCCCCCCAUCAUUCCCCAGGCCUGCGAGCGCCGAGUCACCUUUACCCUCGAGUCCCGAGGAGCCGAAGACGGCAGAGCAGGGAGUAGAUGGAGAACAGAAUGAUGUGUCCAUUUGUCUGUCUGAGGAUGGGGCCAGUGACACAUGCCAGAAAGACAUGGAAGACCAAACUGAUCCAGCAAAUAAUGAAACUAACAGCUCCACUCCUGCUGACAAUGUGAAAAUAGAGAUUAUUGAUGAAGAUGAUGAAGAUAUGAUGGCCACGGACAUGGAGAAUAUGCAUAACCUGUUAGAAUUCAAACAUGAAGAGGUCCAGUACCUUGAGAGUGAGCUAGAGAACCAAAAACAGAGGUACUAUGAACUGAAGAGCUUCACCAAAAGCCUUCUGAUGGCUGUGAAGAAUAAUGACCAGGAAAAGCAGCAGGAGCUGUUGGCCAGUCUACCUCAAGAUGACGAAGAGGACUGGGAGCUGAGUCCACAGAGAGACGUGGAGCCCAGUGUGGAGAUGACCUCCAACCAGACAGAUUCCUCUGUAUCAGAGGCCAUCAGGGACACGUAGGCACUGUGACUCU